AUGGUUGAUACACACAGAAACUUGGCGCGCAAACGGGCGCGGGGCGGCGCCGCAGAGGCGGGCGGCGCGGCGGGCGGGUCGCUAUUCGGCAGAGUGGGGCAGCAGCAGCGAUCGGCGGGGCCCGUGGGCGCGGCGGGUCUGCGGGUGAUCAACGGCAAGCUGGUGCGCGCGGACGACGUGGGCGCGCAGCUGCGGGAGUUCAACCGCGCGCACGCCGGCACAGGCCGGCGGGCGCGGCGGGCGCGACGCGUGCCGCGCGAGACGCGCGCAGUGUUCAGCAGCAGCAACUACGACGACGGGGCUGGGCGGCGGCGGCUAGUGGUGUCGCUGCGCAGCGGUGCGCAGUUCCUGACGAUCCGCAACCUGCCGAUCGGGUCGCGGCCGGAGCGCCUGAAGCAGGUGAUCGAGGCGCAGGGCCUGGGGCGCGUGGCGCACCUGCAGACGCUAGACCUGGCGUCGGGCUCGGCGGUCGCGGAGGUGCACGUGGCGGGCGCGGACGGCGUGCGCACGCUGCAGCAGCUGGUGCAGCGCUUCCACGGCGCAGAGAUCGACGGCCGCCGCGUGACCGCGGAAAUAUCCAGCAUCUCUGAGUUGCAGCCACAGCCGUAG
Molecule: messenger RNA, 609 nt
Organism: Eremothecium gossypii ATCC 10895
Lineage: Eukaryota; Fungi; Ascomycota; Saccharomycetes; Saccharomycetales; Saccharomycetaceae
Exons: 1
Coding region: 1-609 (202 amino acids)
Source: RefSeq, marked provisional